This is a messenger RNA of Triplophysa rosa, 1084 nucleotides long. RefSeq lists its product as uncharacterized. Gene Ontology annotation, molecular function: N4-(beta-N-acetylglucosaminyl)-L-asparaginase activity. The record is from RefSeq and is a predicted model, not a curated record. The transcript is spliced from 10 exons. NCBI's taxonomy places the organism in Eukaryota, Metazoa, Chordata, Actinopteri, Cypriniformes, Nemacheilidae. Gene Ontology annotation, biological process: protein deglycosylation.
UCUUGAAAUGAAAUAAAUAUCACGUGUAUUUUAUUAUAAUUUGUUUUUGACAAAUGGCAGCUGUGGGGACAUGGUCUUUCUCUCGCCCUGCUGUAGAGAGAACGAUGUCUAUGCUUCUGGCUGGACAAAAUGCAACAGAUGUUGUGGAAACAGCAAUGUCAGAGGUUUAAGAUGAUGUAGACACAGGACGACACAUUGUUGGCAGAGGAGGAUAUCCAAAUUUCAAGGGAGUGGUUGAAUGUGAUGCUGCAAUUAUGGAAGGGCUACCGGGAAGAUUUGGGGCAGUGGCUGCAUUGCGAGGUAUAGCACAGCCAUGUCGUGUAGCUCGCAAAGUGAUGGACAGGAGUCCUCACAGCUUGCUUGUUGGAGAGGGAGCAGAAUCCUUUGCUCAGGAACUGGGCUUUAUACCUGAGCCCAAUGAAAAAAUGCUCUCUGAACAUACAGAUACUGCCUAUCAGGAAUUUCUUGAAAAGAAUAAAAGUGUUGUCAGUGGACAUGAUACGUUAGGCCUUAUAGCUCUUGAUCUAAGUGGUAACAUAACAGUGGGAGUUUCCACAUCAGGAGCACCCUUCAAAUCACCAGGGCGUGUGGGAGAUUCUCCGCUUCCAGGCUGUGGUCUAUAUGCUGACCAUACAGUAGGUGCAGCUGCAGCCACUGGUGAUGGAGACAAAAUCAUGUGCUACUGCCCAAGCUUUCAUGUUGUGCAACUGAUGAGACAAGGGUCAUCUCCCAAUGAAGCCUGUCAAGCUGUCCUUGCUGACAUACAGAGGAGAAUCAGUGGAGAUACAUGCUUUGAAAUUGGGCUAAUUGCUUUGAAUAUAAAGGGAGAGGUUGGAGCUGCGUCCUCAGUGGAAUUUCCAUACACAUUCUGGAAGCAAGGGAUGGGUUCAGUGGAGAAGCUAGUCCUAAACCAGGCUUCCUCUGAAAAAUCUAAAAAAAAAUGUUUUACUCAUUAAGCAUGUGGAUGUUGUAAAUCAUCAAUCACUUUUUUGUUAAAUAGACUCAAAACAAGUUCACCUUUCAAUGUUUUUGUAGAUUUGGAUUUUUAAUCAUUCUACAUAAUAAAGCUAGCUGUCAGUUUGAA